GGAGGAGGUGGACUCAGCUCUUCUUCUUCUACGGCCCGAUGUGCUGAGACCUGCUGUUUCAUUUCAACUCCGCCUGUGAGCAACCCAGUCACUGCUCCGUCUCUUUAGGUUUGACCUUUGGAUCGUUAAAGAAAAGUGCCAACAUUUUUGAUACUCGUUUUGUGUUGUUGUUUUUUUUUUGUACCUAAAGCCUCGCCGGGGAGAGAGCACUCCAGGGCGGUGAAGAGAGAAGUUAAACCCCCAGCUGCUUGAGCAAGGAGACGACAGAUUUCACACCUCCACAUUGCUAUAUAUUAGGUUAGUUUUUGCUUUUUUGUGUGGAGGUUAUUGCUAACUUCAGUGAAGUUUUAUCCGCCAAGAGAGGACACGCAUCCACCCGGCAUCAUGACUCGGAGAUCCUGUGCCAUUUACGCCACCGGGAUCGUGUGCGCUCACCUCCUGAUAGUGGGGAUCGCCCUGGUCGUGGCUCAAGUCUUCCAAACAAUGAUUCACAGCAGGCUAAAAAAGGAAAUAACUUUGACAGAAAAGAGCCAAGUGUUUGAGGCGUGGAAGAAUCCUCCUCCACCUGUUUACAUGGAGUAUUACUUCUUCAAUGUGACCAAUCCAGAGGUGUUUUUGGCAGGUGGGAAGGCAGCUGUUAAACAGAUCGGACCAUAUACUUACAGGGAGUAUAGGCCACGGGAAAAUGUAACUUUUCUGGAGAACGGCACCAAGAUUUAUGCUCUGAACCCCAAAACUUUUGUGUUCGUGCCAGAGAAGUCAGCCGGAGAUCCUGAGGUUGACAUCAUCAGGACAGUGAACAUCCCGUUUGUGGCGGUGAUGAAUGAGCUGAACUCGUACUCCUUUUUCCUGAGAACACUGGUUUCCAUGUACAUGAACAGUUUGGGCAUUGAGUUGUUCAUGACACGUACUGUCCAUGAGGUCCUGUGGGGCUUCAAAGACCCUCUCCUCUCAAAGAUCCACUCCAUGAAACCAGAAGUGGAUGAGCAUUUUGGGCUGAUGUGGAAGAAAAAUGGCACCCAUGAAGGAGAGUUUGUAUUCCACACAGGCGAGGAGAACUACUUGGAUUAUGGAAAGAUCGACACAUGGAACGGCCUGAGGGAGAUGUCAUGGUGGUCCUCCAAUCAGAGCAACAUGAUCAACGGUACGGAUGGAGCAGUUUUCCACCCUCUGAUAAACAGGAACGAGCUGCUCUACAUCUUUGCUGCUGAUCUCUGCAGGUCAAUCCAUCUGGCCUACGUGGAAGAUGUGGAGGUGAAAGGCAUCCAGGCGUACCGCUUCGCCCCUCCCAGUGACGUCCUAAUGAGCCCUAAAGACAACCCCACUAACGAGGGCUUCUGUGUGCCAGCUGGAGACUGUCUCGGCACUGGGGUACUCAAAGUUAGCGUUUGUCGAGAAGGCGCUCCCAUCGUGGUGUCUUUCCCCCACUUUUAUCAGGCGGACCCAAAGUACAUUAAUGCCGUUGAUGGACUCAGCCCUAACAAGGAAGAGCAUGAGACGUACCUGGACCUGCAACCGACUACUGGAGUUCCCAUCCGUGCCUGCAAAAGAGCUCAGCUCAAUAUCAUCCUGAAGAGAGUCCAAGGCUUCCCCAAAACCAAGUACAUCAAUGAGACCAUUUUCCCCAUCAUGUUUGUCAAUGAGACGGCAACCAUUGAUGAUGAAUCAGCAUCUCAGAUGAGGACGCUUCUCCUCAUCGUCACUCUUGUGUCAAAUUUCCCGCUGCUUAUCGUGGGCAUGGGGAUCAUCCUGCUGCUGGUGCUUGUCAUCUUGUUCUGCCGAAACCGCCAGAAGAAGAGCGAAGUAAAACGUAUUGAUUUUACUGAAGCUUUUCAUUCUUUUACUACGGUGAAAGACGACACGGCCUACACUCAGGUCAGCGACAAACCGGACGAGCCGUCAGAAACGCCCGCCAGCCAGCCGAUGAGGAACGGCUCGUACAUCGCCAUGUCUCCAGUGGAGGCCCAGAAGUGUUGAUCGAGGAUCCUCCUCCCCGAGUGUGGAGCUCAGGAAGGGGGCUGGGGUUGCAGCACAUGGGUGUCACAUUACCAAGGGUGGGGGGUUAGGAUACAUGGUGGGUGGGGGAGGAUAGGGAAAGGGAUUGGACACAAGCCCCCAGUAAAUGUUUAGUCAACAGAGACAUUGCUACCCUCACUGAGCCCUCUUCUGACUGUCUGCCCUCCUCCUACUCUACCUGCUGAGCAUGGCCCUCACUGCCUGCCAUACUGCAACACAGCCCACACUCACUCUCUCACACUUUCCGUCCCGGUCAGCUCAAAGAUGAAUGGCCUCUUGAGUGGGUUCAGCCGGGACAAGCCUUUCUUCCUCACGAUUCUCCUGGGAACACGGUAGCUGCAUAGAUGUUGCUAUUGUGUGCAGAUAAAUGAACUUAAAGUGUUUGAGUUUAACACCUGAACGGCAGUGGGUGCGAUUUCCUACUCUUCAUAGGUCUUCAGUGAGAAAUAAACAAGCCAACAGAUUUAUUAAACCCCCAACAUGAAAGUAAAUCCUUUAUCAGGACAGAAACCUGAAAAAGGAUGACAUGUUUUCAAAUUAGCCUAUCCUUUUUGUAAAGAAAAAUGACUGAGCCAAAUUAUUUAAACAAGUUUUGCCUUUAUCUGAAGAAGAAUUAGUGAAAAAACCCAAACAAACACACUAAACGCACUUCGAGUAUCAGAUAGUAAAUGUGUGUGCACCUUUAAAACUUAACUAAAUGUCCUUUGAUGCAGGCACACCAUACUGUGACAUCUGGAGUACAUGUGAUAUGUCCUUGUUUUGGUCCACUUAACCUGGUUUUGCUACAACACUAAUUUAAAAAAAACAAUAUCAGAGAGCUUUGCGACAUUUCCAAGUCAUCACUGUUUGAAGGUGAUGCCUGAGUUAGCUGUGAAAGGUUAAACUGCACCUUUUUUAGGCUUUGUCACACUUUUAAGCAAAAAGGAAAAAGAAAAAAAAAACACCCACAAGAACUUACAAGGGAGACUUGAACCUGCUUUCUGCCUUACACGGUUCAGCGUGUUCUUUAUGUUCAUACUUGGUUUAAAUAAGCUGGAAAAUCUCUUCUGUCUUUAUUGUACAUAUGUAAAGGGGAAACGUUGAGAUACCUCUGACCAAAUCCAGCGAGCAGUCCUUCUAGGUGUGCUGAAAGACACUAAUGUCGCUCUGGUGUCGACCGCUCCUGCACGUCUACACUGUUACUGAUUAGAGAAAGCACAAUAUGGAUUGUUGAAAGCAGUCCUCACACAAGGCGACCGUUUUUUUGUUUUUUUGUUAUGAUAUUAACAGCUGAUCUGUCAAAGACACUGUCAAGUGCCGUGACUUAAAAAAAAGUGAAAUCAUUGGGGUUUUUGAGGGAGCCUUGUGUGCACCACUCGUCAUUCAGUUUGCCAAGGAGCUGUAGGCAUUCAGGCAAAAACAGAAACAAAUGCAGCACACAGCACUUGAAUCACUGUUUGUCUUAUGUUUCAUGUUGUGUUUUUUCUGUCCGCCACAUGUCAAAAAAGGAAAAAAAGAUUUUUUUUAAAUGGUAGUCAAGAUGGGAAGUGAAUUUAAGGCCAUAAUACUGUCAACAUGGAGAAUUCCCUGCACUUUGCCUGGAAAAGUGUGCCCUCUUUGUUUUUGUAUGUUUUUGUCCUUGUUAUUUCAAUGCAGGUGGUCCGUAUGUUCAGUACAUUUCAGUGGUUUGUCCUCACUAGUAUUGGUAAUGAAGGAUGUUGUUGUGAAAGAAACAACACACAUCCACGCCUCUGUGUUACUUGCUUUUCAGCACAUGGAGUGUCUUCUUUUUGAUAUACUUUUGUAUUUGUUAUUGCUGCUAAAAAAUGCCAUGACCUAUGGACUUGUAUUUGUAUAUGGGGUAUGAACCAUAACGUGCUCUGCUUCAGGUUGAUCCACAGAGUCUUAAAUUCUCUGAUUGCUGUGCGUUCAGCCUGUUUUUACCACCUGAGCACAAGGAUACAAAGCCCAAAGCUUGCUGCCAUUCUUCUGAAUUAGCAGUUAGUUAUCACACUUUAACCACUCAUUCCUCUGUUAGAAGACGAUCUGACCAUAUCACAGCUAUCGUUGGGGUUCAUUUUAGGAUUAGUAAACUCUGACAGAUCGUUUGCGGUGCACUAAAAGGGCGAGCCGCUUCAGCACCACCUCAGAUUGGUGUCAGAAGUCAGUCAUUCUGGGAUUAAUAACACUGUGGUGGAGAUUCCUUUGAAAGUAUUCCUUUAUAUCAAUUCACUAAAGGCCUUUUUAUUCCAGUGUUUGCACGAGCAGCCAUUGCCUUGUGCAAACUCGUAGUCCAUCAUUAUCCACCUUUUUAAACUUGAACCUGAGAGACCUUAAUCCCUGAGUCAUGUGUAGUCUAUUCAAACACACACCUGAGCCACGGCUGCCUGACUUCUACUACUCCGACCUUUGAGUCCCAAUCGAUAAAGCCCAUUGGCUCGUCCCUGCUUGACCAAAGAUAACCCACGUAGAUCUGCCCCGGCGACCGUGUUUACUCUCCUCUGCGAUAACGGCUGUGCCACAAACCACCGCCAACGUUUUGUUUUUUUUUUAAACCGUGCCACCAGUUAUGUGAAGUAUUUGCAGCAAUGUUGUGUGAGCGUGAACUGAAAUGCGUGUGUGUAUGUGCCUUUUUUACACCAAGGCAAGAAAAGAAUUUGUUAGAUUGAUGAGUAUUGCUUUUUUGUCAAUGAAUGCAAGAGCAAACAAAAGUAAUCAAUGUUCUUUGUGAGCAGAUCUCAGUAUUAUGUAAGACAAAGCAAUACAGAGUAUGUGAAAUUAUUUUCUAAGGGGCCACACCAUAUUUAUGUUUUCUCUGAUUUAGUUUCACUUGUCUAGUAUUUCCUUUAUUCUGUAAAUGAUUCUUUUAUUCAACACAUUUCCUUUGUAUCAUUUCAAAGUAAAAAUACAAAAACGUGUAAAAGCUGGUCCAGUAUUUCACACUGGGAGUUGUUGGAGCCCUGUAAUGUGUCUGUAAAGAGUGUUUGUGAAUGGUUUGAGGUUGUUUGAGAACUUGUGUGAUUAAAAAUUGCGUUUGGAGAAAAAAAUGCA
Cheilinus undulatus (humphead wrasse) is the source of this 5046-nucleotide messenger RNA. It is a transcript of the gene scarb2a, whose product is annotated as scavenger receptor class B, member 2a. Gene Ontology annotation, cellular component: cytoplasm; lysosome; membrane. The record is from RefSeq and is a predicted model, not a curated record. NCBI's taxonomy places the organism in Eukaryota, Metazoa, Chordata, Actinopteri, Labriformes, Labridae. Gene Ontology annotation, molecular function: scavenger receptor activity. The transcript is spliced from 13 exons. The coding region runs from base 385 to 1977 and encodes 530 amino acids. Gene Ontology annotation, biological process: receptor-mediated endocytosis; protein targeting to lysosome.